Messenger RNA from Lachancea meyersii CBS 8951, 1020 nucleotides. The record is from the annotation of a GenBank genome assembly. Lineage: Eukaryota; Fungi; Ascomycota; Saccharomycetes; Saccharomycetales; Saccharomycetaceae.
AUGGACCAGCUUAAACUAGAACUCAAAACAUUCGAGCGAAAGUUCGAAAAGAAGUAUGGAAGACCACCUGCUCGUGAUGAUAUUCGAGCAUUACCAGAUAUAAAGUAUCGAUACAAGCAAUAUGCAACGCUACAACGCGAACGACAUAAGAAAGAAGUGGUCCAGGAGACUCCUCACAGAAAUGAAACGACGGAACUGGAUUUGCCGGUGGAACUGGGACCCACUCCUCAGAUUUAUGGGAAAGUCUUGGGCUUAUUCGAUAUGAAAGUGUCCCCCAUCAAGAAAGAGUCUGUCGUGUCGCCAGAAACUUCGUUAAAAAUUUCGGGAGGAGUAAGUGGUGUUAAUCGGUCUCCGAAACUGCAAGAAGUCAAACGUCGCUUGGAUUUUGAGCUAACCCCUCGAAAAUCACCCAAGAAAAACCUGUAUGGGCCAAACUCCCCGUUCAAAUUUGACGGUGUUCAACUUUCGAUUCAAACCCCACGGCGCAAUUUGCGAAGCCUCAUGGCCGAGAGUGAGAUGACUAGUGGCGGAAGCCCGUCUCCCAUCAUCAAAAGGCCCAUUGGCAAGCCUUUACUACAGCUGGCUCGCGAAAACGAAAAGUUUAUGGAGGAGACAGACGAGUUCAGUGACGAUGAGGUCAUCUCACGAGAGAUCAAGGACGUUUUCCAGAAUGACGAGAUACCGCAGGAUGAACAGGCUUUGGAAGAUCUCACAGAUGUCGUAUUUAAGCGCACAAAACGUAAACAUAUCUUACGACCUGCCGUCAACGGAUCAGCGACACCACAGCCCAUACAGGUGAAUAUCAAGGACGAGAUGGCAAGGCUGAAACAGCAAGCCAUCGACGAAUUUAAUGGCGUAGAAACUGCAAGCAGUGCAGUGAUGCAAACCGCUGACAAGGCCCCAACAACCAGCACUCGCCGCAAACCUAAGAAAUACAAUCUCGUCAGUAACAAUUUCCGACGGCUCAAGCUUCCUAAAGCGAAGAACAAGGGCAAGGGCAACAGGUGGGGCCAGCGCUGA